GGCUCUCCUCAGACCACAAAAAAGUAUUAGUCAAAAACUCAAUCCAAAACACAAUGUAGCCCAAGCCACCCACAACUCAAUCCAAACUGGUUUUCGGCCAAAAAUGGCCGCAGACCUCUGUUCCCGUUCUCCGGCCUUCCUCCUCUCCACAACCGCCACCACCACUCCCCAACGCUCCCAACCCACCACCGCCUUCUUACCCUUGUUCUCCCUCUCCCCCUCCAAGCCCCUCCUCCACAAAACCCACCUCCGCCCCAAGCCCAAGUUCAACGUCCUCUCUCAGGCCGCCGGACCCCCCCAGCCCACUUCCCAGCUCGGCCACGACCGCCUCUCCAAGGUCCCCAUCUCCCACAUCCGCAACUUCUGCAUCAUCGCCCACAUCGACCACGGCAAGUCCACUCUCGCCGACAAGCUUCUAGAAUCCACCGGAACAGUCCAGAAGCGUGAAAUGAAGGAGCAGUUUCUCGACAACAUGGACCUGGAGCGCGAGAGAGGCAUCACCAUCAAGUUACAGAUAGCUCGGAUGAGGUACAGUUACAAAACCGGUGAACCCUUCUGCCUGAACUUGAUCGACACUCCUGGACAUGUCGACUUCAGCUACGAGGUUUCGAGGUCUUUGGCUGCCUGUGAAGGUGCUUUGUUAGUUGUCGAUGCUUCGCAGGGUGUCGAGGCGCAGACAUUGGCGAAUGUUUAUCUUGCAUUGGAGAAUAACUUGGAGAUUAUUCCUGUUUUGAAUAAGAUUGAUCUUCCUGGGGCGGACCCGGAUACUGUAAUGAAGGAGAUUGAGGAGGUUAUUGGGUUGGAUUGUAGUAAUGCGAUACUCUGUUCUGCUAAGGAAGGGAUUGGGAUCAGUGAGAUUUUGGAUGCCAUUGUUGAGAGGGUGCCUCCACCUGUUGACACUGCUGACAAGCCGCUGAGGGCUUUGAUUUUCGAUAGUUAUUUUGAUCCUUAUAGGGGUGUGAUUGUGUAUUUUAGGGUGAUUGAUGGGAAGAUAAAGAAGGGGGAUAGGGUUUAUUUUAUGGCUAGUGGGAAGGACUACUAUGCUGAUGACCUUGGGGUUUUGUCUCCGACUCAGUUUCAAGUUGGGGAGCUUUAUGCCGGUGAGGUGGGGUUUCUUUCGGCUUCUAUAAGAUCGGUGGCUGAUGCGAGAGUUGGGGAUACGAUCACGCAUUAUGGUAGGAAGGCGGAGAGUUCAUUGCCGGGUUAUGAGGAGGCUACUCCAAUGGUGUUCUGUGGGAUGUUCCCGGUGGAUGCAGACCAGUUUCCAGACUUGAGGGAUGCGCUUGAGAAGCUGCAGCUUAAUGAUGCUGCUUUGCAGUUUGAGCCAGAGAGUUCGAGUGCUAUGGGUUUUGGGUUUAGAUGUGGGUUCUUGGGGCUUCUGCACAUGGAAAUUGUGCAGGAAAGGCUGGAGAGAGAGUACAAUCUGAGCUUGAUUACUACUGCACCUAGUGUUGUGUAUAAAGUGAACUGUGUAAAUGGGGAAGUUGUUGAAUGCUCGAAUCCAUCUUUGCUUCCUGAACCUGGGAAAAGGAAGUCGAUUGAGGAGCCUAUUGUGAAGAUUGAGAUGCUUACACCGAAAGAGUAUAUCGGCCCCCUUAUGGAGUUGGCGCAGGACAGAAGAGCAGAGUUUAAGGAAAUGAAGUUUAUUGCUGAGAAUAGGGCAUCACUCACUUAUGAAUUACCCCUAGCUGAGAUGGUAGGUGAUUUCUUUGACCAGCUCAAAUCCAGGAGUAAGGGUUAUGCUAGCAUGGAGUAUACUUUACUUGGGUACAAAGAAAGUGAUCUAAUAAGACUAGAUAUUCAAAUUAAUGGUGAUCCUGUAGAGCCAUUGGCUACUAUUGUUCACAAGGAUAAGGCAUAUGCUGUAGGGAGGGCGUUGACACUAAAGCUGAAGGAGCUUAUACCAAGACAGAUGUUUAAAGUACCGAUUCAAGCAUGCAUAGGUACGAAAGUGAUUGCCAGUGAAGCUUUAUCGGCAAUUAGAAAGGAUGUUUUAGCCAAAUGCUAUGGCGGAGACAUUUCAAGGAAAAAGAAAUUGCUUAAGAAACAGGCUGAGGGAAAGAAAAGAAUGAAGGCAAUCGGUAAAGUUGAUGUGCCUCAAGAAGCCUUCAUGGCUGUGUUGAAACUUGAAAAGGAGGUAUUAUGAUCAUGUAAGUUUGUUGCUUCUAACAAUAUCUUGAAAAUUGUAAAUUUUUGUGGAUUAUGAGAAGCUUGAGCAGCUUCCAUCGAGCUUGAAAAAUUCAAUAUAAUCAUAUAAUGUGGUGCUA
Molecule: messenger RNA, 2267 nt
Organism: Rosa rugosa (rugosa rose)
Lineage: Eukaryota; Viridiplantae; Streptophyta; Magnoliopsida; Rosales; Rosaceae
Product: translation factor GUF1 homolog, chloroplastic
Exons: 1
Coding region: 104-2146 (680 amino acids)
Biological process (GO): positive regulation of translation
Molecular function (GO): ribosome binding; GTPase activity; GTP binding
Source: RefSeq, a predicted model, not a curated record